AUGAUCUUUUUGAAUAUUAUGCGGCCCCCUCUUAUUGUCACUCGCACUGGUACUACUUUCGCUACGGCACACUCAUUCGGCCUGCGAGCAGUUGAUAAUAUUCGACCCUACAAUAGACUUAUAAUCGGGGAUCGAAUACGUUCAACCACUACAGCCACUGCGGUCAAAUCCUCAUGGACACAUCCUGUAUACUCGAAGGACCAAAUCCUUAGUGUCCAAAUCGCACAUCGGAAUGCCAAAGAUUGGCCGGAUAAGUUGGCACUCGGAACAGUCCGCUUCCUACGCUGGGGCAUGGACCUGAUAACCGGCUAUCAUCACAAGCCAGCUGUCUCAAGGCAAUACAAGAUGACAGAGGAGAAAUGGAUCACAAGAUUCAUCUUCCUCGAAAGUGUCGCUGGUGUUCCGGGUAUGGUCGCCGGGAUGCUCCGACACCUGAAGAGUAUCAGGAGGAUGAAACGGGACCAUGGAUGGAUCGAAACGCUCCUUGAAGAAGCAUACAACGAACGAAUGCACCUUCUUACCUUUCUCAAGCUCGCUGAGCCGGGACCGCUUAUGCGAUUUAUGGUUCUCGCCUCCCAGUGCGUCUUUUUUAGCGGCUUUUCGGUGGCAUAUCUUAUCUCGCCUCGUAUCUGCCACCGAUUCGUCGGGUAUCUGGAAGAGGAGGCAGUCAUAACAUAUACAAAGGCUAUUGCGGACCUAGACAAUGGUCAUCUCCCCAAGUGGAGUAGCUUGCAAGCACCUCAGAUGGCGGUCAAAUAUUGGCAGAUGCCUGAGGGUCAACGAUCCAUGCGGUCUCUACUUCUAUACGUACGGGCGGAUGAGGCCAAACAUCGCGAUGUGAACCACACCUUAGGAAGUCUGGACCAGAACAAGGAUCCAAAUCCAUUUUCGGCCAAGUUCCGGGCUCAGGUCGAGAAGUCACGGCAGCCUAUACCUACAGCGACAGAUGUAUAGACAUAGAAGCACUAUCCAUUUUUCUAGAAACUAGUUCAAAUAUAUUGUUAUGGCCUUGGGGCAUAUUGGCUGCCUAUAUUUGUGAUUGCAGCUUAGAAUCCGUAAAAACGAGCCCAUAAUGCCAACACAUCGGUGUUUCAGUUGUAUCCAGGUGCAGAACCCCAAGCGUUUUCAAUCAUCAACUGUCCUUAGAAGCACGUUUGUGUGCUUGUCCCUUGUCGAUCUCCCCUUGGUGAGGUCCCUGCGUAUCCUGGUAGAACCACUGGAAAUAUUUUUGGAAUGAUAAAACGAUAAAUCCAAUCUGAUUGGAUGAUCGGCUAGAGCUAUCAGAGAGGGUAGGUGAGGCCUUUUAUAUAGGCAAGCCUAUACAAAAGUUCCUCAAGGUCCUACAGGUCCCCUUUUACUAGGCAACAUUGACAAUCGCGGAAAAGGCUAGUAAAUCAUCAACAUAUUCAGCGACCACCUGCCUUCUGCUGCCAGUCGAACCCGCUAUCUAGGCUAUUGACAGUAAAUCCCCAGCCGAUCUCUCUGGAAAACAUCUC
Aspergillus alliaceus is the source of this 1496-nucleotide messenger RNA. Its product is annotated as alternative oxidase. Gene Ontology annotation, molecular function: alternative oxidase activity. NCBI's taxonomy places the organism in Eukaryota, Fungi, Ascomycota, Eurotiomycetes, Eurotiales, Aspergillaceae. Gene Ontology annotation, cellular component: mitochondrion. The transcript is spliced from 3 exons. The record is from RefSeq and is a predicted model, not a curated record. Gene Ontology annotation, biological process: alternative respiration. Bases 1 to 954 code for a protein of 317 amino acids.